Molecule: messenger RNA, 1910 nt
Organism: Culex quinquefasciatus (southern house mosquito)
Lineage: Eukaryota; Metazoa; Arthropoda; Insecta; Diptera; Culicidae
Gene: CAH3
Product: carbonic anhydrase 2
Exons: 4
Coding region: 957-1727 (256 amino acids)
Cellular component (GO): cytoplasm
Molecular function (GO): zinc ion binding; carbonate dehydratase activity
Source: RefSeq, a predicted model, not a curated record
CAGCGCAGGUACGCUGCUGCGGCCAUCGCAGCAGGACUGAAGUCAGUCAGCAGUGAAAGAGUGUUGUGUUCCUCCUCCUUCUAACAAUAUUGGUGAUUGAACAGAACAACUGAACAACUUUUUGAAUGGGAAGGGAAGGAGAACCGAAUCACACAAUCAAUAUUGGUAGUUGUAGUAGGCUGUGUGUGGUGCACUUCUUCGUCCCAUCCUGGCAGUGUCUGUCAUUCAGUCAGUCAGUCAGUCUGCAGGUGUAAUCGUAUUCGUACACAUCACCACAAAUCACACGACAGAGGAGUAGGCGAUGCCGCUGCUCGUAAGAUCAUCAAACCGGAAGGAAACAACAAACCAGCAGCAGCAGGAAGCAGUUGACGUGCACCGACGUCGCGACGCCGGAUAAAAAAAAAACAAAUCAAGCAACAGCAGCCAAAUUUGGGCGAGAUUUGAAGUUUGACCAGACGAUUAUUUGUGUGUAAGUGUGCACAAGUGGUUGUUUUCAAAAGUCAGUGUGGCGAGAAAAGUGUGUAAAUAAGUAAUAAAAAAAUCCCUAAACAGCCAUAAAAAAAAUCGCAUCUCUACGCAUCAAAGUGUGUGUCUGUCAUCGAAAAAGGGUUGAAUCAACGCACCCAAGCAGGCCAUGCAACGCCCGACAAGUAGCGAAAGCAAUAAAGAAGAAAGAUAGUGUUGCGGUGCGGUGAUCUGACAAUCUAAUCGCAGUAACCUGGGACAAAACGACACCAGACCACCAUUCCGGAACGUGACUGUGAUAAUGGCCUAUUAAACCCGCUGCUGCUGUGAUUAAGCUUCUUUUUAUUGUGGUCCGGAAUCGUGUCUUUUUUUUUUCGGCACUCAUACACAGUCAUUCCGCGGACGGACACCUCGCGCAGUGGUGACCUGCGUCGUCGGAACUUGAAACGCGUGCCUCAUCAAUCUUGCCACAACGGAACUGAAAGCGAAAGAUGCCCCUCACGACGACCGCCCCCGUCCAAUCGCCCAUCUCGCUGUGCCAGCGCUCGACCGCCUUCAAGGAUGGCGUCCAGCCGCUCGAGUUCUUCGGCCACUGGGACGGCCGGGGCAAGGCCAAGAUCGUCAACAACGGGGCGUCCGCCAUGAUCACCUUCUCGGACCGCACGUUCCAGCCGUUCAUCGUGGGCGGCCCGCUGGGCAACAAGUACAUCUUCGAGCAGCUGCACUUUCACUGGGGCGUCGAGGACGACUCCGGCUGCGAGCACAUCCUCGAGGGCAACACGUACUCGAUGGAGGCGCACGCGGUCCAUUACAACGCCAAGUACGGCAGCUUCAAGGAGGCGGUCGAUAAGCCGGACGGGCUGGCGGUCAUAGGAUUUUUCAUGCAAGCGUACGGCGACACGGACUGUUGCCAGUUUGACAAGAUUGUAAACGGCAUUCACGACAUUAAGGUGCCAAACUCGGAGGCGCAGAUCGAUGCCGACUGCCUGGCCUGGAUGGGCCUGCAGGACCUCAGCCGGCACUACUACACCUACCAGGGCUCGCUGACGACGCCGCCGUACUACGAAACCGUAACCUGGAUCGUGUACAAAACGCCAGUUUACGUUUCGCGCGCCCAGUGUGCCGCCUUCCGGGAGCUGCAGUCCUGCCCGAAGGACUCGAACAAGAAAAUCGUCAACAACUUUCGCGAGGUUCAGGUGCCCAAGGUCUCGCCGGAGGUUGUGUUUGUGCGGAAUAGUGGCCGGCUGCGGUCCAAGCUGUAGAGAUUGUAAAGAGAGAGAGAAAGCGAUAUUCUGAUCAAACUUUUUCGAGAAUGGCCUUUUGUUAAACAAUUGUAUCAUAUUGAUAGUACUAAAAACAAGACUAGAAUAGCCUUUGGUUGCAUCGAAUGCACGCAUAUUGGGUGGAAUAGGUUAAUAAAAUUUUCAUGUUAUGAUGUACAAACA